This is a messenger RNA of Yamadazyma tenuis ATCC 10573, 1386 nucleotides long. RefSeq lists its product as uncharacterized. Lineage: Eukaryota; Fungi; Ascomycota; Pichiomycetes; Serinales; Debaryomycetaceae. Gene Ontology annotation, biological process: translational initiation. Gene Ontology annotation, cellular component: cytoplasm; eukaryotic translation initiation factor 4F complex. Gene Ontology annotation, molecular function: RNA 7-methylguanosine cap binding; translation initiation factor activity. The record is from RefSeq and is a predicted model, not a curated record.
ACCAUAAUACCACUGCCAAAACCCCGAGCACCACCUUCCCCCAGCCCUAACCCACGGAACAGUUCUACCCAAUCACACGAUGUCGGAGAACUUGAAGAGAGCGGAGUCUUUGUUCAACCGGAUCAUGAACCAAAACGCCAAAGAACCCACCCCGUUCCGUUCCGCUGUUAGACUGAGAGAAACCCCCCACCAUCACAGAGACAACCACAAAGACAUUCACAGGGACAACCGCGACCGGAGCCGGGGCCACGGCGAUACCCGCGACGGCCAGAACCACGCUGUUGGCCCCAAUCACCACAACCACAACCACAGUCACAACAACAACCAUAACUACGGAAGAAACCGUCAUCGCCAGGAGUUGAUGAAUCACGACGCCAUGAAGGUGCCUUCGGCCGUGGUGGAGGCAGAGGUGGCCGUGGGCCACCUCCACAUUGUUCCGUACUGCUGGACAUUCUGGCACCAUGCUCGGUACAGCCAGCCCAAGCAGAGGGACGGUAAAAACUACUUGCUGCGGACGCAAGAGCUCGAGUUUCCUAUUUAUGGCGGGUCUGGUGCCGAUGCUACCACCAAGUACGUGGCGAGUGUCGAGCAGUUAUGGACCAGCUUCAGCCACCUUGUUACACCCAAAGACCUGGAGAUUGGUACCGAAUAUUUCAUGUUUAAAGCAGGCAUCCCGCCGAUGUGGGAGGACCCUUUCAAUUCUCGAGGCGGUCGGUGGGUAUUUAAAUUCCCUCGCAAAAGUGCCAGUAGCGACAGCGACGGUGCCGGGGGCGAUGUGGACGAUGACGCCACCGUGCGGGCCCGUACGAGUUUGAUCUGGGAGAGAUUGGUGCUUAGCUUUGUUACUGGAUCGCUUCUGACGGGAGACGACACGGCGGAGGACGUGGUAAAGGUGGCCUUUUCCGAUAUCAACGGCGUGGUGGUGAGUAUUCGUCGUGAUGAGGACAUCAUCAGCGUGUGGAACGCCAACCUUGUAUCACGGACCCCGGCUGGUGGUGGUAAUGGGUUUAAAAAGACCAAUGUUCCUGUAAAGCGUAUUGUGUGCGAUGCGAUAUUGCGAGUGAUUCGAGAAUGUGACAUGAUAUUGGCCAGCGGUGGGCCUGGGGCCAUCGACGUGGCGGCCGUCCACGGUGCCAACACGUCGGACCGCAUCAAGGGUGUCACCUAUAAGUACCGACUUCAUGCUGAUUAUAAUACCGAUGCGAGCACCCUCAGCAACAAUUCCAGUAGCAUAAAUCACCAUAAUGGUGGUCGGCACCGGCGCCGGGAGACGGUGUCUGCCACCACGGACCUCCCUGAGGCCGGGCUUGUUCCAGCCACUCACCCAGAGUCGGCCCCUGCCCACCUGUAACGUAACGACUAAUAGAUAAUGCACAGUACAGCCUA